GAGUGAUCUGGCUGGCUAUUUUUCAGUUCUGACCUGCACUAGCGCACAUACUAUGUUCAGAGGAUUCAUGCACUUGUACAACCGACGCCAGAUUGAUUGUUUCGCAUGAGUGUCGAUCGGCUUGGGACUCGGCCUGGCUAAUACCCUUGACAGAACAGAACACGCGAGGAAGUAUUUCCGUACUUUGUCAAAAGACCCUCAGUAUUGGACCCUAGACACGGCUAGAAGACGAUGCAUUCCCUAGACCAAGCACAGUGUCAUAUGACAGCUCCGACAUCCCCAUAAGAAAUGGGGAAUCAUGUAGUCGUCCGGACCUCAAAGCACGGCAUAUCUGCAAUAUCCUGCAUAUUUGAGCGUCGUGCAACCUCGUCUUUCUUUGACAAAUUAUUGGCCAAUUAGUAAAAGUAGACUCUAUCAAGCUCAUACCCUGACUUGACUUGUCACGUUAUCAACCCCUCAUCCAGCUGCACCUUUACACACAUCUCCCAUACACCAUGGCCGAGUUUCAAAUCAAAGAUCAGGACCUGACUAGCGUCGAGGGAAAAGUUGUUGUGCUUACCGGUGGCUCGUCCGGCAUUGGUUUAGCGACCGUUGAACUGCUUCUAUCCCUUGGCGCCUCUGUAGUAAGCGGUGACAUCCAAGCCCCCGCUGAGAAGCCCUCCGGCGCGUUCACAUUCGUCAAGACCGAUGUAACGAAGUGGUCAGACCUUGUCGCUCUCUUCAAGCAAGCAAAGGAGACAUAUGGCCGCAUCGACGCCGUGUUUGCCAACGCUGGCCUCGGUCCUCGCGCUGACUACCUCAGUACCGAGGUUGACGAGAAUGGCGAUCUCAAGGAGCCAACAUAUGCUCUCUUCGACGUCAGUCUGAAGGGUGUCAUCAACACGGCUACACUUGCUAUCUUCUAUCUUCGCCAACAGGCAGAAGGCGGUAGCAUUGUGAUCAACGGCUCUUCCACAGGUUUACAACGUGUGCGAGCAGUGGACUACUCCACUGCCAAGCACGGUACUCUAGGUCUCGGCCGAAGUCUGACUGCGCUCACCAGCGCAGCAGGUCUUCCCAUCCGCGUAAACACCCUGACCCCGACAUGGACAGACAGCCAGGUCCUCCCCAACCUGAAGGGUCUCUUGGCUGCCAUCAACGUCGACCUCCAGCCCGCCUCCGUUGUCGCACGUGCAGCAGCACUCAUGAUUGCUGACAAGUCCAGACAUGGAAACGUUAUCUACAUUGAGCGCGGCACGUACAAGGAGAUUGACGACGCUGUGCUUUUACCUGCACAUGCUAACCAGAUCAUCGGUGAGGGUUAUCCUUUCGAGGACGAUGUCCUUGCCCGCGUGCAGGCACUUGGUUAAAUAGAAAUGCCAACUGCAGCCUUGAUACAAUGAAAGAGACAGUAACAAACGAUGACAUGGAAAUUUCAUAACAAAAAGCGAAAUAUUAAGGACGUGCUGCCAGGAAUUGUAAAUUGAGGUGCCGUCGAACUCUCAGCCAUUAAGUUCUGGCUUGACAUGAUGCUAGGCACAGCAGUCCCAGGGCACUGGGCCCCGAGAACCUGCUAAACCGCAUGAGCGUUGCAGCAGGUCGGGAUCGCUAGGACGGAACGUACUGUAACUACUUUAGGUUAAGUUACUUUCACCCCCACUACGCCCAUUUCCGCCAGCUUCAUGCCAGUGACGUCACCCACCCCAGCAUUUCAGCGGGCAAGUCUCCAAGAUAUGCGGAAUACCUUAUAUAUCCUCCUCGACA
Messenger RNA from Truncatella angustata, 1743 nucleotides. Its product is annotated as short chain dehydrogenase. Lineage: Eukaryota; Fungi; Ascomycota; Sordariomycetes; Amphisphaeriales; Sporocadaceae. The coding region runs from base 495 to 1349 and encodes 284 amino acids. The record is from RefSeq and is a predicted model, not a curated record. The transcript is spliced from 3 exons.